AUGUCAUCCAUAUCAUCAUCAUCAUCAUCAUCAUCAUCAUCAUCAUCAUCAUUACGAAAAGCAUCUUCAUCUCAUCAACGAGUAGAUGUAUAUUCUAUUCGCGACAAUCCAUUGACUUAUGUACAACAACUCAAAUCAACACCACUUUCAGAUAUCCGAAAUGAUACUUCGCAUAAGAGACGAUAUCCUCACACAGCAUCUUCAUUCAAUGAGAUUGGUGUCGGCACACCUGUUCCCUCCAAACGCUUUCGGCAUCAACCCUACGACACUGAAAAUGACAAUGACCGCCCCGUGAAUCAUCAACAAACACCAUCCACCACCACACCACAACCGCAGCCUGAUUCUUCAGAAAGACAUCCACCAUCAUCAUCUUCAUCAUCAUCCACAACGCCGCCGUCAUCCAAUACAAAAUCCAUCCCACCCAAAAAAGUAGCCAACGAACACCACAAGCUUCGAUCUGAUUAUGCUUAUCGACGAGCGUCGUUACAAGUUCCUCUUGCUAUGGAUGCACCUGUUGCUAUAGGAGAGACACCAACACCCAGAGACAAAGAAAAGGAAUUCUGGAGACGACAGCGACGUGUUUUUGUGCGAAGCCGAUAUAUCACCAACGAAGAAGCAGCAGACGUAGCCAAUGGCAUUCACAUUGAUCAACCUAUAGACCCCAACGAUCGUAUCAUAAUAUCUUGCCAGGGUAACAUUGCAAACUUUCGAUCGAAAUGGCGCAAGCUGGUGAAGGAGCAAGCCAACACCUUAGGCUUUGGCAGACCUCAAGUUGUGGGAGGCUCGGCUCGUUUAGAGAAUAACGUGACACCCAAGGUGAAUCGACGUGUGGUGGAAGCAGUAUGGGGAUAUUGGUUAUCACUACCCUAUGUCGAUGCGAAGGAGUUUUAUGCAACACAACCCGAUCAAGUGGCUGUAUUGAAAUCGACCACCAUCAAAGCCAUCUGCAUUGCUCUCAAGUACAAGCACAAGCUUAUCAGUGAACGUGAAUUUCGUAAACAACUCGAUGACCUCGAUAAAUACACUCGCAAUCUCGCUCUCUGUUAA
Molecule: messenger RNA, 1047 nt
Organism: Lichtheimia ornata
Lineage: Eukaryota; Fungi; Mucoromycota; Mucoromycetes; Mucorales; Lichtheimiaceae
Exons: 3
Coding region: 1-1047 (348 amino acids)
Source: RefSeq, a predicted model, not a curated record